Molecule: messenger RNA, 916 nt
Organism: Quercus robur (English oak)
Lineage: Eukaryota; Viridiplantae; Streptophyta; Magnoliopsida; Fagales; Fagaceae
Exons: 6
Coding region: 167-856 (229 amino acids)
Source: RefSeq, a predicted model, not a curated record
AGCUGGGUUGACCACGUAUGUCAAGGACAAAGAUCAUGUUCUGCACAGUUUCCAAGGCUUCAAAAUGUCGCUGCCAACAGUGUCCAAGUUGUAUAGUACAUUAUCUUGUUGUAACUGUACUGUUAACUCCACGUGUUCAUGACACUAGCUGUUUUGUUCACAGAGAAUGUUAUAUAUGACUGAUAGCAUUGCCAUUGUUUUGAAGAGAGAGAGAGUGAGAGUGGGAGAUAUGGCUAAUCACAAUUUGGUUAUAGAUGCAUGGAUUAAAGAAGCUGAAGAGGCUCUAAAGCUGGUGGAAGGUUUAGAGAACACAAUCAAGAACAGGAACCCAGAGCAUUUCAGCCUCAUAAGCAAUGCAAAUUCAAAGCUUUUGGAGCUUGGAGUGAAGCUUGAUCGCUUAGAAUCACUGCUUCACAACCCACCCUCCAAACCCAACUUUAAUCUGUUCCUGCAGUGCAUUUACAGAACUGAUGAAGAAUUGAAAUUCCGAUGGAAAAUGCUAUCAGAUAUUCAGCUAAGAACAAGAGAAGUGGCUCUUAGUCUCUAUGCUUUUCCCUCCCCAAACAGGUCAGGAGGCUUACCUGCUGCAGAUGCAGAUGCCAAAGAAAACAGCACAGCAAUCAAGAGUUGUUGCCAAGAUCAAAUGAAAGUUUCUUCCUCCGAAGAAGAUUCAGAGCUUCUGGAACCACUUGUUUCAGAUGAUGCAACCCAAAGCCAUUCACAGUUUGGUUCUUAUAGACCAAUGAGUCUGCUUUGGAAGGCUUGCUGGACCAUCAUGGUUUUUUUGCUGGUGGCUGCACUGCUGUUCAUCUUUGUUCUCCUCCGUGCAGUUUUAUUAUCUAUGUACUCAGCCUAAUGUUUUGGUGUUGGGUGGAUUUUUCCAUAAUUUUGAAGCAGCAUAUAUUUAUUGUUUUUU